Messenger RNA from Drosophila montana, 1062 nucleotides. It is a transcript of the gene Xpac, whose product is annotated as DNA repair protein complementing XP-A cells homolog Xpac. Gene Ontology annotation, biological process: nucleotide-excision repair involved in interstrand cross-link repair; UV-damage excision repair; nucleotide-excision repair, DNA damage recognition. Lineage: Eukaryota; Metazoa; Arthropoda; Insecta; Diptera; Drosophilidae. The transcript is spliced from 2 exons. Bases 103 to 981 code for a protein of 292 amino acids. The record is from RefSeq and is a predicted model, not a curated record. Gene Ontology annotation, cellular component: nucleotide-excision repair factor 1 complex. Gene Ontology annotation, molecular function: damaged DNA binding.
UAAAAUACCAAAGUCGUGUAGUGACUGCUAGAGUUGAAAGAAGAAGAGCGUGUAUUGAAUUUACAAAAUCGUGUGAAAUGUUAUUGCGCUAAAAUAUUCAAAAUGUCUGAGGAAACAGUAAGUGAAACAACUGAUGCUGCCAGCGUUAGUGGAGCCAGCAGCUCCAAGCUGACAAAUGCCCAAAAGGCGCGCAUCGAGCGCAAUCAAGCCAAGGCGCAAAAACUAAGGGAAGCCAAGCUGGUCUCGCAUCCCUACAAGAAUCUACAAAAUAAUGCCAAUGGGGAGCAACCAGUUGCUGGCCAAAACAAUUCCGUGAUCAAAGUGCAGGGCACCAAAUACAUUGACAGUGGCGGCGGCUUCCUAUUGGAACAGCCUGUCCUGGCCUCGGCCAACAAAUCCACAGAGGAGCCGGUUGUGGCGCCCAUUAUUGAGGAUGCCAUUGCCAUACCGGUGGUGUAUGAGGAGUGCCUGGACUGUGGCGAUCAGUAUGCCGACUCGUAUCUGUUCAAUAACUUUGGCUACUCCGUCUGCGACAAGUGUCGGGACACCGAGGAGCGUCACUCGCUGAUCACGCGCACCGAGGCCAAGGCGGAAUAUCUACUAAAGGACUGUGACUUCGAUAAGCGUGAGCCGAAGCUACGCUAUAUAAGUCGCAAGAAUCCGCACAAUGUGCGCUGGGGCGAGAUGAAAUUAUACCUGCAUCUGCAGGUGCUGCAGCGCGCCAUGGAUGUGUGGGGCAGUGAGGAGGAGCUGAUGCGCCAGCAUGAGCAGCGCGACGAUAAGCGUGUGCUGGGCAAGACGCGCAAAUACAAUAAGCAAAUGAAGCAGCUGCGCAUGGAGGUCAGAAGCAGCAUUUAUACAAAGAAAACAACGGCCGUGCAUGAACACGAAUUUGGGCCAGAUACUUACAAUGAGUUGGAAGACAAUUAUACCCAUUCCUGCACAACUUGCCCUUACACCGAAACCUAUGAGAAAAUGUAGAUGUUCAAAUCUCUCUCAAAAUUCGUUUAUAAUUCAUCUAAUUAUUAAAUAAAUAUUUAUGAUAAAUUGCCCAUAACAAAA